Dalotia coriaria is the source of this 5792-nucleotide messenger RNA. RefSeq lists its product as uncharacterized. The record is from RefSeq and is a predicted model, not a curated record. The coding region runs from base 823 to 5628 and encodes 1601 amino acids. The transcript has 9 exons. Lineage: Eukaryota; Metazoa; Arthropoda; Insecta; Coleoptera; Staphylinidae. Gene Ontology annotation, molecular function: protein binding.
UCCAUUUCGACCGAAAUCUGAAUCGAAACCAACACUUCAAUAUCCAAUUAUAAAUUUAAAACGUACAACUUUAAUGCACUGAUCCUUAUCAAUAUUCAUGCCUUAGCAAUUCAAUUACAUUCAAUCAAAUAUCUAUUUCAAAAUUUUACAAUAAGUGUAAUAGAGGUAGUAAACAUUAGAAAAAUAAGGAAUUGUGGUAUGGUAACAGAGAAUUAAAGACAAGCACAGAUGUUGGCAAUAACAAUUAAUCUCGUUUUUUACUUAGUUCAGCUGAAUGGCGAAACCAAAACUACACCGAAAUCCGUUAUUUUAAAUUCAAACCAUAACCAAAUGUUCAUUGUUGACAGAUAGCCCAAAUUUCCAUGUUAUUAUCAUUUAACUCAGAAAGUGAAAUAGUUACACACGUAUUGCAUUUGCACUGCAGCACAAUAAAAAAGAUAAAACCCAAAAAAUACAGGUUUCUAAGAAAUGAAAGUGUGAAAUCAUUUUAGAUCAUAGACACCUGUAAAAAUAAAAAUCCUUAUCUUAUUACGCUUAUAAAUAAACACACUAAGCACUUCUAUAAAUAUUAAGAUAGGUGCCAUUCGCAGUUUGCGGUUUUGUUUAUCAAAAAUAUCUGUUCUGUGUCCAGCUCAGCCGCUAGAUUUGAUUCAAAGCUCUCCUUAUAUAGCCCCGGCGGGAACGGAUGUGGCAUAUAACGCCUCCUGAUUACACCAUAUUAUAAAACAACUGCAAUUUGCUACAUUUCCAAGUUCAGUUGUAAGUGAAGUCACGCGAAUGAAGUUCAUAGUUAGCAGCAUUUAACAUAUUAACUACGAAACAAUGGAUGAGGAAAAAAUCGAUGAAUUAAUUACUGCAAUACAAACCGCAAUUAAUAGUUCUAUCGAGACUAAAUCCGAUAUUAAGAAAGAUGAAAUUAAAACAAUUUUGAAUAAAUAUGAUCAUGAUUUAAAAGUGAAAUUAGUUUCAAAUGCAUUGAAAAAACACCAAACACAACCAAAAACAAAAGCACAAGACCCAAAACUUCAAAACGAAAUUGAUGAAAUGAGUGGCAAAAUAACUAAAUUAUUAAAAGAUAUUUUAUUCAACCUCAAACCUCCUGAAUCACUACCGUAUUUUAUGGAACAGAUAAACAAAAUUUUGGAAUAUUCGAAACGUCCAACAGAUAAUAUUUUAUUGUUUCGCCUUAAAGAAGUUAUAUUUUAUAUAAAUGAUUUCCAAAAAACGUAUAAAGAUGAAUUUCCAUGGGGUGAAUUAGUGAUUUAUAUGCAACAAUACAUAAAAUACUUUACAUCAAAUGAAAAAAUGCAUAUGUUACAAUUAACAUAUAUAUCAAAAUCAAAUUUAAUGCAAUAUAUUGGGUUGAUGAAAAGUUUCAUUGACAAUAUUGCAUCAGGAGAAAAUGAAUGCAAUCCAAACAAUGAAAAUGUUUUGAAACAUUUAGAUCAGAAUUAUUAUAUUAUUCGAACUAUUUACAUUCUCGAAAGGAUGUCCAAAUAUUUAUUUACGAAGGAUGCUGGAACACUUAGUGGUUUAAGGAUUUUACAAGUGGUUGGUGAAGGUUUCAAAAACACCGUAGGAUCUGCAAAUUUUUCAUCUGAUUUAAGAGAGCGAAUUACUAAAGAAAAUGUUGGAAAUAAAGCUAUUGUUGAUUGGUUAACAAAACUGAACAAAUCAGUUGAACAAGUAGGAACAGAAUUAACUACCUAUUUUCUGGAUAGAACCAGUAAACUAAGAGAUAAAAUUUGCCAUUUAAUCAGUGUCCCUGAAAUAAAAGAAAUUGAAGGUUUAGUACGCAGUAUUCUAAAGAACCUGCGAAGCAUUUUAUUCAAUUGGGGCGUGAACGGGUACAGAGGCGGAAUUGUUGAUUCAAUAUGUGAUCAGUUAAAGAAGCUAAAUGAUAUUGAUUUGGAUACGUUGGAACUGCCGUUUUGGUUUACCAAACAACAUGUUAAAAUUGAUUUGAGUACAUUAAAGCGCCAAAUUGUUUCGUAUUUAUAUGAUUUCGUACAACCUAUCUGGGAGAUGGAACCUGAACCAAGUGAAAAAGAGUUAAACACUCAACUUUGGGAGUUGGAAGAUAUUUGUGAAAAAUAUGGAAAAAAAGGAAAAAGAAAAAGUCAAACAAGUUAUGAGAAUUGCAUUGAUAUGCUGAAAGCAAGUUUGAAAACUAAUAAUAUGAAAGAAAUUGAAAUGUUGCUUUUAAUAGCAUUGAAUUAUAUAAGUGAAGUACAAAACAACUUAACGCCCAAUUAUAAUUGGUAUAAAGACGAACAUCAAUUUCUUACCGGAAGAUCAUUGAGAAAUCAUCUGGCUCAUGGUGAUGCGAUAGUAGAAUUGUUGAAUAUUAAUGAAGAAGAAGCAGUCAGGAAGACUGCAGAACUUUUAAUUGAACCAAAUGCCAACGACAACUAUAGAGAGGAAGCUAAAAUAUUGUCUAUUGAUGAAAGAAGGAACAGAACUAACAUGAUAAUUGAAAAGAUGCAGGAAUGGAAUAAGUUGUCUAAAAUUAUAAUUCAAGGCAAGUUGCAUGAAGUAAUGGAAAUAACUGACGAACUGGACCAAGAUUGGAUAAAUUCAAAGAAUUAUACAGAAUAUAAUGAGCUACAAUUAGCUGCACAAAAUGUAACUGAUGAUAAUUUGAAAGUAUUUGAAUUUAUAUUUGAGAGAAACCCCAAAUUAUUAUUCGAAAAUUAUGAAAUAGGAUUUUCAAUUGAUGAAAUUGCUUCAGUUAUCGGCAACUAUAAUAUUAUUAAGCGUAUUUUUGAAAUUAAAAUUUGUAGUUUUUUGCUAGAAAAUGGAUGUGUACAGAAUACUUCUACAGAAACAGCAUUUGAACUAAAAAAAUUUGAUAUUAAUAAUAUUGAACAACUAAUGGCACUAGUAUCGACGAAAUUGAUACCAAGUGAAAUCCCAAAAAGUAAUUGGUGGGAUUUAUGUUAUUAUGGAAUUUGUUGUGAUAACACAUUGCCAUUCGAAAUAAUAACAAAUAUAUUUUAUUACGAAUUGCUUGAUACUCAUCAAGAUAGAUGUGGUAAUUCUUAUUUUGAUAUUGCUACAAAACACAAUGCUUCAAAUGUGAUGGAAUAUUUAAACAGAAUUGGCAUAAAUUUAAAUGGUGUUAACAGCGAUCAAACAGCUUCUCCUUUUUUGAGUCAUCCAUUGGAAGACACAGAUAUUCAGCAAAUGGAACUUAUCACUGAUACUACCAAUAAAGCGGAAAAAUGCAUUCAAACAUUACUCGGUGAGCAGUAUGAUGCAGAACAACCUGAGGUGUGGAAAAUUAUUGCUUCCACGGAUAUUAAUAAUGUGAAAGUAUGUGUGGACGAAAAGAAUUUACUUGUUGUAUACUGUUUCAAGAAAAACCCAAAAUGCUUCCAUCUUGCUAUUAUGAAAACGGACAAGGACGUGACAAAGAAUAUGGAUGACAUAAGGGCUCCGUAUUUAUUAAAUCCAUAUAAUUAUUAUGAUGAAGAAGGAGGAGAAGACUUCCCUCUUCGUAUUAGAAUUUACCUUGAGAAAGUAAUAGAUUUGAUCAUAAGUAAUGUCUCCACACGACCUGAAAAUUUCAAAGCUGCCUUUAAAACUUUGCGCGAGUGGCCAAAACUCGACUGCAUUUUGAAGAAGGCAGUACAAGCGCUGGAAAAUAAUUCUGAGAAUGUAGUACAAUUUUGGGCAAUUUCAUUGACAACAAGGUAUAUCUCAGAAAAAUUUGUUUAUAAAAAUAAUAAAAUUGUGGUAAAAUUGAUUGAUUUAGUAAUGCAUGGAUUGAUUAACUAUCUUAAGGAAAAACCAAUUAUUAAUGAAUACAUAAAAUUAUUCAUAACUAUCUUUACUUGUGACGAAGAACACAAGUAUCAAUCCAAGAUGAUUAAUGAAAUUGGUGUUAAAUUAAAAUCAGUAAAUUUUAAUGUUGCUGAUAAUAAGAUGGAAUAUAUACUAGAAGAGUUUAAACAGCAAUUAAACGUGCAACCAAUUCAAACGAAAAGACAAUCGAAGAGUAAUGUUGAUCCUGUUGAUAUGUUAGUAGAAUUGUUGACACGACACAAAGAUAAUACAAGUUCUAAUUCGCGGAUUGAUGGUUUUGAUAACGAAACUAAGAACACCCAAGAAGGACCCUCUCUUUUAUCUGAGAUUAUCGCAAACGGCGAUGUUAUUCAAUUAAACACGUUUUUACAAAAUCAAUUGGAAAUCUUGUCUACAAGUCGAUUUACAGAUGGCAAAAACAGUUUACACCUAGCGAUGGACAGCAACACUCCAGAAAUGAUUCAAACAAUUUAUGAAAAGUUCCCACAUUUAACGAUGGUAUGUGAUGACAAUAAAGAAACUCCUAUAGAUAUUGCAUUUCAACAAGGAAAUGAUGAAGUAAUUGAAACAACAUUUAGGCUUAUUAUACGUGAUUAUCGCUUACGUUCUGAGCCGUUAAAAGCUGUUUUUUAUAAAGCAGUGUAUUAUGAGUGGGCUGCAACCAGAUGUGCAUUAACACAAUCCUUAAAUGCAAUUAAGGAUCAUAGCGAAGACAAUAUUGUUUUGUAUUUUACAAUGAGAUUCAUAAAUCGACUAUAUUUUAAAAGAAGUUCAGGGGAAAACGAAGACGAUGCUUUGAAAAUAUUUGGUAUGGUGAAGAAUUUAAUUGUUUCGAAAUCUGAGGAAAACCCUAUUAUUGUGGAAUGCCUUGGAAUAUUAGUGCAAACCUUCAACAAGUAUGAAACGUGUAAAAUUAUGAUUAAAGAAGCAUUUACAUCUAUAUCAGAAGUCGUUCAUAAUAAACCCGUGGUGUCAUAUAUCUUUGACACUCUUCUUGAAUUAUUUAAAGUCUUUAAAUUUGGUAUUGGACUAAGUGGAUAUAAACUAUUGCAGAGUCAUGCAUACGACGUAAUGCAAUAUUUUUUGAAUGAUAAUCCCGAAGAUUCGCGUAAUCUUAACUCUCCAAUUUACGCACUCAAAUUACUUCACCGAUGUCAUAAAUAUGGUCCAAAUAUAUCUGACUUAGUUCGGGAAACAAUACCAGUGAUCCUAUCUGAAAAAAAGGACAUGCUUAAUUUAUGUGCAGAAGUUUUUGUUUCGCUCUAUAUAACCAAAGAACAUUUUGAGGAAAUUCGAAGGGAGCAAAAUACAACUGAACAAGGGAACAUCAUUGAGAAAAUAAUAAAAUCACUGUUGAUUAAUAUGCAAAUCCAAGAAUUAAAAGAGUUCCAAGAACAUAUUUCUGACGUCAUACUUCUUUUAUUAAAAUCCGGUAAUGGUCAAGGUGACAUAAAAGAAAAUUUUUGGGGUAAAAUUCCAAAAAGCAAGUUAUUAUGUUUGGUAUAUGGUCCUAAGACAUCUAAUUCAGUUCAGCAAACAAUAGAACAAAUUUUAUCAAAGAAAACUGAUACAGCUACAAUUUGGUUAUGUGCGAAAGUUUUUAUUACGAUUUAUAUAACUUCGGAACAUUUAAUCAAAAUACAAAACACAGAAAACAAAAGUAAACAGCUGCAGGUUAUUGAUAAAAUAAUACUAGAGCUUUUGUCAAAAUGGGGCAUCAAAAACACCGUAAAAAAUGACUUCAAGGAUCAAAUUAAGAAGCGAUUGCUUUGUCGAAAUAACGAUUACAGCGAUUCUGAGCUGGACAAUUAUGAUAACUAAAUAUGUACAGGGUAUACUACUAUGCAGGGUAAUAUUUGGUUGUGGCAUUAUUUAGUUGUUUGAAUUAUUUGAAAUAUAUAUGUAAUCACCAAAAAUCAAUAAUAUUCUGUAUCAUUGUUAAAAAAUACUUACAUUUUAUAAACUUUCCAUCAUCUUUUCAGUAA